This is a messenger RNA of Aedes aegypti (yellow fever mosquito), 737 nucleotides long. RefSeq lists its product as uncharacterized. The transcript is spliced from 2 exons. The record is from RefSeq and is a predicted model, not a curated record. Bases 39 to 677 code for a protein of 212 amino acids. NCBI's taxonomy places the organism in Eukaryota, Metazoa, Arthropoda, Insecta, Diptera, Culicidae.
CUCGCAGUCCCAAGUACACUCCGGAACCUUCACUGUCAAUGACUCGUUCACCUUCCUGCGAAUCGUGCGAGUACACCAAUGCAGCGGUCGUUGAAGAGCAACUGCGGCAGAUGCAGAAGCAACUGAACGAGAUCAGCAUCAUACCAAUGCAGAUUCAAGCAACGCUCAGCUAUCUGACGAAAGCCUUGGCCAAGUUCGCCCCACCCGAGUUGCAACGGGAACUGCCCGUGUCUUUGCGGAGCAGUUCGGUGCGGGAAACCAUUCCGGAAGAAAGCGAAUCAACAGAUGAAGACGAACAGGAUGAGAACGAAGAGGGCUAUGAAGACGACGAGGAAUAUCUAACGCCGAUCCUGGAAAGAAUAUUUGACGAAUCGGACGUACUGAAAAUGAUUCCACAGAGAGAGUUGGGCGAUGACGUUGAUCGGCGCGAGGACGGCCCUGACCAGGAUGAGGAAGCGGAAGUUAGCGAAGAAGAGCGUUUGAAACAGGAAAAGCAGGAGCGGGUUAGCAAACUGGAAAGAUCAUGGCCGUGGAGUCAGACGGCCAAACCGAUUCAUAAGAGAUCGAACUGUCAUCUGGUGCCUAGCGUGGCGUUGGAAAAGUCCAAGAUCAAACAACUAACCGAAGGGGAUCUGCCGUUCUAUAACCGAGGCUACCGUCAGAGGAUUGGAAACUGAUGAAAGUGGGCUUUUCCAAUGUUUAUGCUAUUUGCCAAAUAAAUUUGAAUUUCGAAUAAA